Trametes versicolor FP-101664 SS1 is the source of this 849-nucleotide messenger RNA. RefSeq lists its product as uncharacterized. The record is from RefSeq and is a predicted model, not a curated record. The transcript has 2 exons. The coding region runs from base 326 to 538 and encodes 70 amino acids. Lineage: Eukaryota; Fungi; Basidiomycota; Agaricomycetes; Polyporales; Polyporaceae.
GACCGAGCAUGUACACAGUAUCUACAUAGUCCCUUGCCUACCCAUCCCGCCCUUCUCUCACCAAGUCUCCCCAUCCAGGCCAACGUCCGAAGGAUUGUCUGUAAUGCAGGUAAGCAGAGGGCGACAGGGACGCCCACAAUCCGAGGCAACGAGCCCGGGAGAAGCACUCGCUGCGGGAGCGCUGGGCGGAGCAUCAGACAGGUCGGCUAGUUCCAUCCGUGGACGCACCACCUGUUCCCUGGCCUGGACCGCAGAUGCACGCAUCACGGCGGCAGCGGGCGAACACCGUGCACACUCUGGCCUAGAGGGCGACCACUGUGGCGCCAUGUAUCGUCCCACCUCCAUGUUCGCCCGUCCCCUCGUUUCCCCAUCCAUGCGCCGCGCCCACCAACCUGUCGAGCAAGCCCGCCGCAUCCGGAACACGCUCGGGAGCGAGGACGUUGCACAGGAGCUCCGCGGCGCCGCAGAGGACGCGGCAAGGCGUCGCGUUGAGGGCCGCUGCGCCGUCGCGCCUAGAGCUCUCGCACGAUCCGCCUGAGGAGCAGCAAGGGUCGCUGCAGCCUCGCCGUUCUGCUUCAGAUGUUCCCUGCCGCGUCGCGCGAGCUCCAACACGUCACAGGCCGACAGCCACGUCGAAUUGUCCCGGACCCUCCCAGCCGUUCAGCCCACGCACACACCGCGCACAUCGAGGCUUUUGAGCCUAGUCGCCUCACCCGAAGUGCGCCUCGUCACGAGCACGCCACGGAUGGAGGCUCGGCGAACAACACGUCGGCGGGUUGGGACGGGAAGGGCUCCGCAGAGCGCCAGAAAACGCUGCGACGCAGCGCGAUGACGACCCUACGUUGUGCC